CAAGUAAAGGAAUGACGUGUCCAAGUCUACCCAAACAGCUGGGGUAGGGUUACUGUAAACACAGUCAAUCUAAAUUCCUUCUUCCUGGAGCAGGCUGUUUUGAGCAUUUUCUUUGCAGAUACACUGAUCUAUAAGAAUUUCACACCCGCUGACUGACAGCGUCAGUGGAGAUCUGCAUUAUAUCCAGUACAGUAAUCUGACAAAGGAACUACCUAUCUGAGCAGUCAUGGCAGAAGGUGGCUUUGAUCCCUGUGAGUGUAUCUGCUCACAUGCACAUGCCAUGAGAAGACUGAUAAACCUGCUGAGACAAUCGCAGUCCUAUUGCACAGACACUGAAUGCCUUCAGGAGCUUCCAGGCCCAAAUCCAUCUGGUGAUGAAGGUAUCAGUAUCACGAUGAUAAUGAUGGCCUGGAUGGUUAUUGCCUUUCUUUUGUUUAUGCUGAGGCCUGCCAGCCUGAGAGGACCACUUACAGGAGGGAAGUCAAACAGUCCUCAUAAUCAUGAAGGACAAGAACCUCCUGCUCCUCCACUAGAUUAAAUCAAGUCGUUAGCCAGUCAAGAGCUCAAGUGACCAAAACAACUUCUGUGGCCUGACAACUCAACCUCCAUUUGGAUAUUAGUUUUCAUGUACAUCCACAUGUGCAUAAUUUAUUCAUGUUUUCCUCUGGUAUUGGUAGUAAUAAUAAUAAUAAUCAUCCAUAUCCUGAUGAUUAGUUUUGCUAUAUAAAUGUUGGAACUCUUGCCAUAUAGUAAUUUUUGUUAAUAUUUUCAGAAAACUAGGGUGUGCCAGUUAAUAGGUUACAUUAACUCUUUCAGGCAGCUGUGGCAUUUUAACAGCAUUUUUUAAACAUUUUCUAAUACUGGACAUUCCAACAUUUCUGAUCAUUCAGUAUACAGUGGAGUGAAUCAGUCAUGCUGAUCUUCGUGCUUCGUUUAAAACAUGAGUUAUAUUCAUUUUUUUAGAACAUUACUUAAAGAAAAUAGUGAUUCAGCUUAAAGCCAGAAAGAAAGAAAUUGUUAGUGUUUUAGUGAAGUGUUUGUCUCAUGGCUUUAAGUUGUUUUGUUAUUUUUGUAUUUACUGCAUAUGUUGACAUAGUGCAAAACAUAGGAGUUUUCAGUCUUAAAAGUUUUCUGAUGCAUAUUUAAGCAUCACAUUGUUAUUAAGAGUGAUGUAAGCAAUAUGUGCGUACUUAGUAAGUUAAAUUAACCUUUGGCACUUAAUUCCUUCCCUGGUGUUGAUUAUAAUAUUUUAAUAGAUAAAUUAGAUUCCGACCUUAAAAUGUUAAAGGUUCUGGUCCUGUUUGCAGUUCUAUAAGCAAAAAAAAAAAGUUUCUGUGUUCUGAUAUAAAAAAAAAGUUUUCAUAAAAAAUGCAUUUUAUACAAGUCAUUACUAUGAAUGACAGCUUCUGAAGAAGAUCCAGUUGUAUCCACUCAUAGCCACCUAUGAUGUCAGAGAAACAUAGAAUUUUCUAAAAAAUCUAACAUUUUAAUUUGCUCAUUUUAUGAAGGAUGACCUGUAUCAGAGCGAGUUGAUGGUUUAAAACUAGACCAUUUAAAUCAUCAAAUGUUUGUGUUUUUUAGGGAUGUGUAGAUCCAUAAAAUGAAUCAGAAUUGCCUUGUGCUUACUGCAGUGGCACUUGGGGUGGGGAC
Molecule: messenger RNA, 1650 nt
Organism: Protopterus annectens (West African lungfish)
Lineage: Eukaryota; Metazoa; Chordata; Ceratodontiformes; Protopteridae
Gene: SMIM14
Product: small integral membrane protein 14
Exons: 5
Coding region: 227-538 (103 amino acids)
Cellular component (GO): endoplasmic reticulum
Source: RefSeq, a predicted model, not a curated record